Messenger RNA from Bufo gargarizans (Asiatic toad), 2085 nucleotides. Its product is annotated as keratin, type II cytoskeletal 5-like. Bases 70 to 1608 code for a protein of 512 amino acids. The transcript is spliced from 9 exons. NCBI's taxonomy places the organism in Eukaryota, Metazoa, Chordata, Amphibia, Anura, Bufonidae. Gene Ontology annotation, cellular component: keratin filament. Gene Ontology annotation, biological process: intermediate filament organization; keratinization. The record is from RefSeq and is a predicted model, not a curated record. Gene Ontology annotation, molecular function: structural constituent of skin epidermis.
CACCGAGCAGUUCAAUCUGCCUUCUUCUCUUCUCAUCCUUAGCAUCAUAGAUCCAAAAGGAUUAUUGCUAUGUCUCGCCAAACAACUUUUAAAAAAAACUUCAGCGCUGCUUCUGCAGUACCAUUAGUGCUAAACCGAAGUGGCUUCAGCGCAUUCUCUGUCUCUUGUAGUGGUGGUGGUGGCCGGGUAAGCUCUGGUGGCUUUGGCAGCAGAAGUCUUAGUGGCUUAGGAGUAAACAAAAGAAUUUCAUUGGGCUCUCAGUCCCGCUAUGGAUAUGGGUCUGGGUUUGGAUCUGGUAGUAGAGCAGGCUUCAGUAUAAGUUCUGGAUUUGGUGUUGGGCAAGGAUUUGGAGGUGGACCAGGAUUUCUAGUUUGCCCACCUGGAGGAAUCCAAGAAGUCACAACUAAUCAAAGCCUUUUAGCUCCUCUCAAUUUGGAAAUUGACCCACAUAUUCAAAGAGUGCGCACAGAAGAAAGUGAACAGAUUAAGACUCUCAACAACAGAUUUGCAUCCUUCAUCGACAAGGUACGUUUUCUAGAGCAACAGAACAAGGUUUUGGAGACCAAAUGGAGCCUCCUGCAAGAACAGGGAGUCCAAACAAUUAGAAAUGGCCUUGAGACCAUUUUUGAAAACUACAUUAAUCAACUUCGGAGACAAUUAGACAUAACAUUUGAUUUGCCUCGUUUGGAAGCUGAGUUGAGACACAAUCAAGAUGCUGUAGAGGAUUCCAAGGCAAAAUAUGAAGAUGAAAUUAACAAGAGAACAGCAGCAGAGAACGAAUUUGCGGUGCUCAAAAAGGAUGUGGAUGCUGCCUACAUGAACAAAGUAGAUCUGGAAUCUAGGGUGAAUUCUCUGAAUGAUGAGAUCAACUUCUUGAGGGCCCUGUAUGAAGCGGAAAUUGCCCAGAUGCAGGCACAAAUCUCAGACACAUCUGUGGUUUUGUCUAUGAACAAUAACAGAGAUUUGGACCUUGAUGGCAUCAUCGCAGAGGUCAAGGCUCAGUAUGAAGACAUUGCCAACAGAAGCCGACAGGAAGCAGAGUCUUGGUGCCAAUCCAAGUAUGAGGAGCUCCAAAUGUCUGCUGGAAGACAUGGUGAUGAUCUGAGAUGCACAAAAACUGAAAUUGCAGAGCUAAACCGUGUGAUUAACAGACUGCGUUUUGAGAUUGAGAAUGUGAAGAAACAAGUUGCCGAGCUGCAGAAGGCAAUUAAUGAAGCUGAGGAACGGGGAGAUCUUGCAUUGAAGGAUGCCAAACAAAAGUUUGCCGAGCUGGAAGAUGCUUUACAGAAGGCCAAGCAGGACAUGGCUCGCCAACUGCGUGACUACCAGAAGCUGUUGAAUGUCAAACUGUCUCUAGAUAUUGAGAUUGCCACUUACAGGAAACUACUGGAAGAAGAGGAGAGCAGGUUGACUGGAGAAGGUGUAGGACCUGUAAAUAUCUCCGUUGUAAGUUCAUCUUAUGGAGGUAGCAGUGGAGGUGGUCAAGGCUAUGGCAUUGGAGUUGGUCAAGGCUAUAGCUUUGGAGGUGGAUUUGGCUCAGGCAAUAGAAGCGGAUAUGGUGGAGGUAUCAGUGGAGGAAGUUUCAUUUCCAGCAGUGGAAAAAUUUGAAAUUUUGCCUCCAGAGGUGGCAGCGGCUCAAGUGUAAAAAUUGUUUCAAAAACCUCCACAAGUUCCCAGAGGUAUUAAUACUGCCUCAAAAAAUAUAUCCCAAUUACUAAAUUGUCCUAUGGCCAUAAAAAAUUGAAUCCAUUGUGCAUUAUUAGAGUGUUUUACCCAGUAGAGUUUAAAUAUCUUGGCUCAGUUUUUGUCCCAGGUAUGACUUUAUAAACCUCACUUGAUCUAUUUUAGUUCUGUACAGCAUCAAAUCCCAGAAUUUAGGCUACUGUUCAUCCACAACUUUUGUGAGCCACACUGUACUUCAUUUGCAAACACAAUCAGCAGAAAAAAUGACCAUUCAUAUUCACUUCUCAGUUACUUUUUGUCCUUCUAUAAACCAAAAAGCACAAGUUACCUAUCGCUUAACUUUGUUUAAUACUUCUACAAUGUCUUAUGUUAUGUACUCUGCAAUAAACUGCAAUUAUUCUU